Phytophthora sojae is the source of this 180-nucleotide messenger RNA. RefSeq lists its product as hypothetical. Lineage: Eukaryota; Oomycota; Peronosporomycetes; Peronosporales; Peronosporaceae. The annotation marks the transcript as partial. The transcript has a single exon. The record is from RefSeq and is a predicted model, not a curated record.
AUGAUGGAUUUGCUCUGUGUGAUUCCAGGCGACGCCCAAGGCGUGUUCUGCGUGGAGGUUCAGGAAGACGACUCCGUGUCUGGCUUGAAGAGUGUCAUCUGCAAGGAGAACGCGUAUGAGUUUCCGACCUUUGAACUUAAGCUCUUCCUAGCAAGGAAGGAGAACGGAUCGUGGCUCAGU